CACUGAAAGUAGCUCCGGUGGGCAACAAGUUGUUCCGCUUAUUACAGUCAUUUUUAUUUAUCAUUGCAGUUCAUGUCAUUUACAUAUACAUAUAAAAUAAGAUAAAUACAAUUAAUGCAAAAAUAUAGAGAAAAUUAUUCUUUCUAAAACCACGCCAUUUAUUCAUUUAUUUAUUUAUAAAAAAUCGCGGAACCUUGAUGCGCCGCAUUUGUUUCCAGGGUGCAAAAUGCCGACAGGACACCUCGCAUUGCAUGGCUUAAAGAUAUAAAGAUAUAAAAAUGGAGCCAGAGAGUAAAAAGAGAAAAGGCAUGGAGUAUGAUCCAGACUCUUGGCAAGUCCUUCCGGUCCUUUCAGACGAAAUGUCUGAUGAUGUGGAAUUCCUGGACGCUUUCGCCGCCCCGAUCACAGAUAAACGCCAAACCUCACGUCUUGUCAAAGAUCUUUCUGCGGUCCACCCUAUAUCUGAUCUCCAGCACAUCAGACGAGUGAGACCUUGCAAGGACAAGAGCAGUCCUCACCCGUUAGAAGUGAUCGUGUGCCUCGUGAGCGACGUCCCUCAUAUCAAAGGGCGUCCGGCAUCCCUGGGGGAUCUUCUGAGCUCUGACGAGUUCAACCUUGAAGGCUUGGGAGAACCUUUCCCGGUCCGGAUCCCGGCCCGAGCUCCUUUAACCAGGCCGCAGUUCGAGCAGGCGAGCCUUCACUGGCCGACGUCCUUCCACGAGGACAAGCGUAUAACGCUCGGCUUGAAGGGACAACUUUUCACGUCCAGGCAGAAAACCAAAAUCCACGAAUACAUGACGUUAGCCGUGGAGGCGGCGAAAUCCGGGCGAGAGGAAGGAAUGGACGCGGUGGGCGGCGUGAUCGUCGACCCGAAAUCGGGAAGGAUCGUUGCCGUGGGUCACGACCUGACCCGGGAUCAUCCUCUUCACCAUGCAGUGAUGGUCUGCAUCGACCUCGUGGCCUGGGCACAGGGAGGAGGUGUGUAUGGGUACGAGAAACACCCCGCGUGUACAUACGCCGCCAUGGACCACCAGGUCCAGACAGGAGCCUCGGGGUCUGUGGAAAACGCCCAGCCAUACAUCUGCACCGGGUACGAGCUGUACGUCACCCGUGAGCCGUGUGUGAUGUGCGCCAUGGCUCUGGUCCACUCCAGGAUCGGCAGAGUGUUCUACGGAGUUCCUUCUCCUGACGGCGCUUUGGGCACCAAGUUCAAAAUCCACUGCCAGAAAGGACUGAAUCACCAUUUCGACGUUUAUCAAGGAGUCAGGAGGCGGAGCUGCGAGGAACUGGUCCAGUUGACGUGACUGCUGUUUUUAUUAUACCGUCUUUCUUACUUUUUUUUAUCGCAAAUAUUAUUAAAGAAAUUUAAUUUAUA
Silurus meridionalis is the source of this 1375-nucleotide messenger RNA. RefSeq names its product adenosine deaminase tRNA specific 3 (gene adat3). NCBI's taxonomy places the organism in Eukaryota, Metazoa, Chordata, Actinopteri, Siluriformes, Siluridae. Gene Ontology annotation, cellular component: nucleus; cytoplasm. The record is from RefSeq and is a predicted model, not a curated record. The transcript has 2 exons. The coding region runs from base 279 to 1304 and encodes 341 amino acids. Gene Ontology annotation, molecular function: tRNA-specific adenosine-34 deaminase activity.